Messenger RNA from Durusdinium trenchii, 1153 nucleotides. The record is from the annotation of a GenBank genome assembly. NCBI's taxonomy places the organism in Eukaryota, Dinophyceae, Suessiales, Symbiodiniaceae.
GAUGUGAAGGGCCGCAAGAUCUACGGCGGCUGCUUCGGUUCUCAGGUCGAAGCGGAACUCAAAGCCCAGGAGAUGUGGCGCCACGCGGUUCCUCACGCCACGGAGGAUCCGGUGCCAGUGCCCAGCAGACCGGCGCUUUCCGCCGAUGCGGCAGCCGACGAACGGCCUCAGCGGAGCUACCCGGGUGUUUGCUGGAUACGCAGGGACCGGUGUUGGUGGGCCUCGGUGAGUGUGCAGAAGGUGCGGAAACACUUCAGGUCCAAGCCCAAAGACGGCUCGGAGGAGGAGUUGAACCGGAGCUUCCAGGAGGUGGUGGCAUGGCUGGAGCACCAGAAGGCGACGCGAGAGACCCGAGACGAGGCACCGAGGCCGCGGAAGUGUCCGCGUCCCGAGCGGCCGGUUUUUUUCGCGGACGGCGGGGACGAGGAGCCGCAAAAGAAGCGUCCGCGCGGCGGUCGGUGCGUCGGUUUGCCGCACUUCCAGCCCAAAGAGCCUCAUCCGGGGGUGUGCUGGAUGCCCAGCGAGCAAUGUUGGAAGGCUGAAUUUCGCAAGAACGGCCUUCGAGUGAAGACCAGGAGCAAGCCAAAAGACCACUCAGAGGAGGAAUUGGAGCGAAGCUUUCAGGAGGCUGUACGCUGGUUGAAACAGCAGAAGGCCGCUGACGACCAAGCAGUUCCUGCGGUUGCUGCGGCUCCUGCGUUCGACGGAGCAGUGUGCGAGCGCUUGGCAAAGAGUCACAAGGGCAUUUGCUGGGCACAUCAGGAGGGCUGCUGGAAGGCCGAGCGACAGGUGAAAGGACUGAAGAAGCAGUUCAAGGUGAAGCCCAAGAGUUCCUCACGGGAGGAGUUGGAGCGAGCCUUUCAGGAAGCAGUCGCCUGGCUCCGCAGCGGCGCUGACGCCGCGGAUGUGGCGGAGCGGAGAGCGCCGGACGUGGUGGCGGUGGCGCGGUGUCGACGGAGGAGGAGGAAGGUGGAGCCAAAGGAGAAACAGCGCGGCAUCUGCUGGGCUCAGCGCGAAGCCUGUUGGAUCGCCCGCCUCACCGACCCCCAAACCGGCCAGCGCCGCUUCCGGCGCGCGCGGCCGAGUGAGCUGACGGAGGAGAAGAUUGAGGAAGCCUUCCAAAAAGCCGCCGGAUGGUUGCAGAAGGAGAAGG